AUGAGUUUCGGUGCCCCUGGAGGUGGUUCAGUGAACUACAAGCCCUCACCGCCUGAGCGCGGUAGCUUUCCCCUCGACCAUGAAGGAGAAUGCAAGCAUAUUAUUUCUGGUUACUUAAAAUGCAUCAAGUUGAACCGAGGCACAAACGAUGAGGCAUGCCGUCGAUUAGCAAAGGAAUACCUUGCCUGCCGGAUGGACAAGAACCUGAUGGCACCCGAUAACUUCAAGAACCUUGGACUUGUAUUCAAGGAUGACCAGGAAAAAAGCAGUUCCCCCGCUACAAACUCAUCAGAUGCAUCAUCAUCAACCGACAACAAAGCUUGA
This is a messenger RNA of Penicillium malachiteum, 324 nucleotides long. Its product is annotated as coiled-coil-helix-coiled-coil-helix domain-containing protein. Gene Ontology annotation, biological process: mitochondrial respiratory chain complex IV assembly. NCBI's taxonomy places the organism in Eukaryota, Fungi, Ascomycota, Eurotiomycetes, Eurotiales, Aspergillaceae. Gene Ontology annotation, cellular component: mitochondrial intermembrane space. The record is from RefSeq and is a predicted model, not a curated record. The transcript is spliced from 4 exons. Bases 1 to 324 code for a protein of 107 amino acids.